Symbiodinium sp. CCMP2456 is the source of this 696-nucleotide messenger RNA. NCBI's taxonomy places the organism in Eukaryota, Dinophyceae, Suessiales, Symbiodiniaceae. The record is from the annotation of a GenBank genome assembly.
AUGAUCCAUCCGACGGGCUCUGACAAGCCAACGCGGCCAGGAGGAUAUGCCGCCGCUGUGCCCGGCAAUUUGCUGCUGGCGUUCUCGGAGAAUGUGCAUUGGAUCCAGGAUGUCACCGAUCCUCUUGCUGAUGACUUCCGGAACUUGAAGGAGCCCGGACCACAGCUGUCCCGGGAGGGCGCCUUCUUUGUGGUGGAGGGCCCUGAGGCCAUUCGUUUGCUCCUGGCCAGCGAGUUUGCUGUGACGAAGCUUCUGCUGAAGCCCUCCCUGCUGGACUCCAUGGCGGAAGCUUUGGUGUCGAGGCUCAAGCGUGAAACAAGCGCGGAUGCGGCUGCACAGGUCAUGCUUCUCCUUUGCGAAGCUAGCCUGAUGGAGCAGGUGACGGGCAUCCCGGCGAAGCAUGCGAGCGCUGCCUUGGCGAUCGCAAGACGAAGAGCGCCCUGCGGCUUACAGGAAAUCCCACAGUUCGUGGCGGGCGCUCCCUUUCGCGCACUUGCAUUGGAGAGAGGUCUUGACGAGGAAUCCGUCGGGGCUUUGUUUCGAGUCGCUGCUGCCUUUGGUGCCACCUGGCAGAUUGCAUUCUUCUUCAACGCAGGGUUCCAGCAGAACCCCAAACAUCAGAUCGGCUCAUCAGUCAUGGAAAGGCUUGCGCUCAUCGCGGCAAUCUGGUCUUGGCAUGGCUUCAUCUGUCUGUGA